This is a messenger RNA of Gigantopelta aegis, 1754 nucleotides long. RefSeq names its product BTB/POZ domain-containing protein 2-like. NCBI's taxonomy places the organism in Eukaryota, Metazoa, Mollusca, Gastropoda, Neomphalida, Peltospiridae. Gene Ontology annotation, molecular function: protein binding. Bases 323 to 1489 code for a protein of 388 amino acids. The record is from RefSeq and is a predicted model, not a curated record. The transcript is spliced from 2 exons.
CGAGGUAUGCAGUUUGGGCUGAAGUAAUUGAUAAUGUGGAACACAGACUAUAGACAGAAGUGCGGGGUCUUCACCUUGGCUGUUCAAGGGCCAUUAUCAAAAUGGGUAACAUUUUGGUUCCAGGUUCUAAAGUUUAAACUUAGUUUGUUUUGUGUAACCACACAAUUACAUCAGAUAGCAAGGGACAGGACAACACAUACCAUAUACUUUGAUAUACCAGUCGUGGGACGCUGGUUGGGGUGCGGAAAGAAACAAGGGCAAAAUCUAAUCCAUCUGUGUCAUUUCAGUUGAUAGUCACAGUGUCGUACAAGGAGAUCUCGGAAUGACGUCACAACAAAAGAAAGGAAAGUCGCCACGAAGAGAAAAAACAUAUUUAACAGUAAACGAUGAUUGGGAGACUCGAAAAUCUUCAGUGGAAACCAACCUGUAUUUAGGAAUAAACGAUGAUUGGCAGACUCCAAAAUCUUUUGCAGAAACCAACCUGUAUUUAGGAAUAAACGAUGAUUGGCAGACUCGAAAAUCUUUAGCAGAAACCAACCUGUACAUGCUAGAAAACAAGAUUGCCUGUGACAUCACGUUCCGCGUUGGCCCAACAAGGGAGAAAAUUCAAGCUCACAAGUUCAUGCUGAUUAGCCGCAGUCACGUGUUUGCCGCCAUGUUCACUGGUCCAAUGGCUGAAAUGGGCGAGGUGGAUAUCCCGGAUGUUGGCGUCACCAUUUUCAAUCUGUUUCUGGGGUUUGUGUACACGGAUGACGUCACAGUUGACUCGGAUAAUGUCAGGCAUCUGCUGUACCUGGCCAAAAAGUACAGCACAGGAAAGCUGGAAGAUGUGUGCCUUGCGUUUUUAGAAACAUCAUUAACAGCUGAGAACGUUUGCACUAUUCUGGAACAAGCCAAUUUCUUCAACGAAGAUGAGAUACAUAACAAGUCUAUGACGUAUAUCUUGGAAAACGGAAAGUCGACUUUGGAGUCACCUGAUUUUCUGAAUUUAUCACAGAAGUCUGUACUGGAUGUUGUGAAGUCUGAUGACCUCCAAGCAGACGAGAAAGAAGUAUUCCAGGCUGCCUUUGAGUGGGCCAAGCACCAGUGUGAGCAGAAACACGUGGCCAUCAAUACGGAAACUUUACGAACACAACUUGGAGACAUCGUCCAGCAAAUCCGCUUCCAUCUUCUGGACAGAGAGUUCUUUGCUCAGACGGUUCACCCGAGCGGCAUGCUGACGGAUAAGGAACAGUUGGUGUUUCACAACCAUGAUACAUGUAAGACUCUUCCUGUGGCGCCAUUUUCUGACAAACCAAGGAACAUAAAAAACAAAGUCAGUGAUUCAUUUGUUUGUCAGUCCUGUGGAAAUACUAAUCAGCACAAUUCCUGGAAAUGUAACCAUUGCAACGUAUGUAGAUACUGUGGAAAUGCGUUAAAACAGAAUUAUCGAAGCUAUCAACGGGUUUGCAGGGAUCUCAGCAGCUGUCCGUACUGUGAACAAUAUUAAGUAUGCUUUCAACCUGAAUCUUCUCAUCACAUGUGCUAUCUGUAAAUCUUUAAAGCUCUUGAGGUUUGGACUGAAUGUUUUACACAUAAUGUGUUGUGUUGUACUCGUACGUGUAUAAACCUAUUUCAACAGAAUAGGAACUGUUGAUAUCAGUGAACUGUAAACAACAUAAUAAAAACUUGUAUGUAGUAUUGCCGUAUUACUCUUAAAUUUAUUCAUUUGUUCUACGACACAGAUGAACUGUUGAUAUCAGUGAACUGUAAAC